GUGAAAACUGGGAACUUUGUGUUAUUGAUUGCAGCCGGCACAUUUUCGGCAUUUCAUCACAUUUCUACUAUCGUAAAACUUUAACAUAGAGUAAUUAACGAAGGUACUAAUAAGAAACGAGAAAACAUCGCGUAAUCAGCAAUGGAUUCGCCAUCUACAUCUUCCGCGCAGAACGAAAAAGAACAGCCUGAAAAAUCGAUCGAAGACGAUGCUAUAAAAAACUGGACUCAAAAAGAAAGAUUUCACCUCCUUCAAGGAAUAAAAGAGUGCGGCCGACGAGACAUCGAGAAAAUACAAGAAUACGUUGUAACUAAGACUUGUGAAGAAACAAAAAUCGCGGUUGAAUAUUUCACGAAAAAAGCGUUAGAACAUCCUCUAUUCGUAGAAAAACAGCAAGAAGCCAAGCAGAAACCUGCUAAAAAGCAUCAAGCGCCACUAACCGGAUGGGUAAAACUGUUAACAGACUCUUUAAAUAUCAAUGAACUUAGUACUGAGACUGCGACAGCCGUCCGGAUGAUCGCAGAUUUAGAAAACUUCCCAGCACCAGAAUGCACUGACAAUAUCGACUUUAGACAGGUUUAUCAUCAAAUUGCCAACGCUAUGGAGGGAAAACCAGUCAAUCUCGAUUUAGCAACCAGUGCUGUACUGCGCAAAUGUUUUAUUGAAACUGCAUUGUCAAGCAAGGCGUUUAUUAAAACUGCGGCUUAUAAGUACCUCAUUAAUAAUGUAGAUUUGUCCGAUAGAGAGAUUAAUACGUUCCCGAGACCAACGGAGGAUCAGGAACUUGGUAUACUCAGACAUUUGGCUUCGCAGCGCAGUUACAAUCCUUUAAAAGUUCCCGAAGAUUUUUUGAAGCCGUCGUGCGAGGUUAAGUAUGAAGAUGAGAAUUUGGAUAAUGCUUAAAAAGUAUAAUAACUUCAAUUUUGCAUUUUUAAUAUAACCCGCUUGUGUAGUCGACAAGAUUUCAAGUUAGAUUCCCGGGUUGGAAAGAGAAGGAAUAGAGAGCUUGUGCUUGCUAAUGCUUGUGCACCAUAAUAUGUCUUGAUCUUAUAUAAGAGAUCAAGACAGAGGAAAAGGAGAGACAGGUUGAAGUGGCCUAAUGGAUAAAGAACCAACCUCUCGAGUAUGAGGGCGCGGGUUCGAUACCAGUUCAGGCAAGUAUCAAUGCAACAAGUUUGUAUGUACUUUCUAAGUCUAUCUUUUACACCAAUGGCAGAUAAAAAGGUGAAGGAAAACAUCUUGAGGAAACCUGGACUAUACAGACUUAAAUUACCAACCCGCAUUGAGCAAGCGUGGUGAUUAAUGCUCAAUCCUUCUCCGUGUGUGAGGAGGCCGCAGCCCAGCAGUGGGACGAUAAAAAGGCUGUAGCAGUAACAUAUUAUUGUAGAGUUUACGCUAGCACUUUGUAGCUCCAAGUUACCGUUUGUCAUACAUAAAACCAAAGAAAUGAUAAUGAGAUUGUGUGAAAGUCGAUAUGGCUAGAAAGAAUGUUACUUGUGAGAUGAUGGCAGAUAGAAGAAUAUGGAAGGAGAAUGACAUGCUGCAACAACCACAAAUAAAGUUGGGAUAAGGGCAGGAGGAUGAUGAUGAUGACAUAGGAAUACCUUACUAGACUUUAAGUAUUUAAACAUG
Molecule: messenger RNA, 1632 nt
Organism: Helicoverpa armigera (cotton bollworm)
Lineage: Eukaryota; Metazoa; Arthropoda; Insecta; Lepidoptera; Noctuidae
Exons: 1
Coding region: 142-903 (253 amino acids)
Source: RefSeq, a predicted model, not a curated record